AUGAUAAGAAUUCCCGCCUGUCAUCCUCCCAUCGAGGGGUUUGGCACCAGCUACGGAUACGUGCCGUCCAAAUCGGCCGGCAUCGCCUACCUCGUUCUCUUCGGCCUUUCCAUGUUUGCACACUGCUUUCAAACCGUCAUGACCCGCUCCUGGUGGACCCUUGUCUUCGCCGUAGGCGCCUUGACGGAGGUGAUAGGAUGGGGAGGACGAUACUGGUCUUCAGAGUGUCCGUACAGCGGCGAUGCUUUCCUCAUGCAAAUCACGACCCUCAUCAUCGCACCCACAUUCUUCACCGCAGGGAUCUACGUUAUCCUGGGCCGACUCAUCAACGCCAUGGGGCGAGAUUCGAGCCCCAUCUCCGAGAAGAUGUACCUGAUCAUCUUCUGCACGUGCGACGUGGUAUCGCUCGUGGUGCAAGCGGUCGGGGGCGGGAUGGCGUCGGUAGCGUCGCAGGCGACGCCGCCCGAGGACACCAAGCCGGGGACGAACAUCAUGGUCGCGGGCAUCGUGUUCCAGAUGGCCUCGAUCACGCUGUUCUGCUUCUUCUUCGGACUGUUCCUCUGGCGGGUGCGGCACCGCUCCCUCUCGGGCCGGGUCAAGACACUUGUCGCGGCGACCACGCUGUCCAUUGUCGUCAUCUAUAUCAGGAGCAUAUAUCGCACGAUUGAGCUGUCGCAGGGCUGGUCCGGGUACCUGAUCACGCACGAGGAGUUCUUCAUUGCGCUCGACGGCGCCAUGAUGGUCAUUGCGGUCGCGGCCUUCAACUUUGUCCACCCCGCGACGUUUUUGCCCGUGCCGACGCGCGACCUCGGCAGCUACGAGGUGGCGGAGUCGGAGGCCAAGCCGUAG
This is a messenger RNA of Aplosporella prunicola CBS 121167, 849 nucleotides long. RefSeq lists its product as uncharacterized. The coding region runs from base 1 to 849 and encodes 282 amino acids. NCBI's taxonomy places the organism in Eukaryota, Fungi, Ascomycota, Dothideomycetes, Botryosphaeriales, Aplosporellaceae. Gene Ontology annotation, cellular component: fungal-type vacuole; plasma membrane. The transcript has 3 exons. The record is from RefSeq and is a predicted model, not a curated record.